CCGCAGUAUCUGGUCAUCCCCUGUACUGUGUCCGCAGUCUCUGGUCAUCUCCUGUACUGUGUCCGCAGUCUCUGGUCAUCUCCUGUAAUGUGUCCGCAGUCUCUGGUCAUCCCCUGUACUGUGUCUGCAGUCUCUGGUCAUCUCCUAUACUGUGUCCACAGUCUCUGGUCAUCUCCUGUACUGUGUCUGCAGUCCAUUGAUUCAGAACAUUUUUUUUCUUGUUUUUUCUCCUCUAAAACCUAGGUGCAUCUUAUGGUCAGGUGCGUCUUAUGGAGCGAAAAAUACGGUACAUAAAAAUGGU
This is a messenger RNA of Staurois parvus, 301 nucleotides long. The record is from the annotation of a GenBank genome assembly. NCBI's taxonomy places the organism in Eukaryota, Metazoa, Chordata, Amphibia, Anura, Ranidae.